Molecule: messenger RNA, 1829 nt
Organism: Dromaius novaehollandiae (emu)
Lineage: Eukaryota; Metazoa; Chordata; Aves; Casuariiformes; Dromaiidae
Product: cytosolic purine 5'-nucleotidase-like
Exons: 17
Coding region: 39-1589 (516 amino acids)
Molecular function (GO): 5'-nucleotidase activity
Source: RefSeq, a predicted model, not a curated record
GCGGGCGGCGGCGGCGGCGGCGGCCGGAGGCAGCGGCGAUGGGCAGCGAGGGCGAGCGGGGCCCGGCGGCGGGGCAGGGCGAUCCGCGGGCGCUGCGCAGGGACUGCCAGCAGCGGAUUUUCGUCAACCGCAGCCUGGCGCUGGAGAAGAUCAAGUGCUUCGGCUUCGACAUGGACUACACCUUGGCCGUGUACAAGUCGCCCGCCUACGAGGCGCUGGCCUUCGAGCUGCUGCUGGAGCACCUGGUCUCCAUCGGGUACCCCCAGGAGAUCCGCGCCUACCGCUACGACCCGGCCUUCCCCACCCGGGGGCUGGUGUUCGACACCCUGCUCGGCAACUUGCUCAAGGUGGACUCGCACGGGAACCUGCUGGUCUGCGCCCACGGCUUGCGCUUCCUCAAGGGCGCCGAAAUCCUCCACUACUACCCCAACAAGUUCAUCCAGCGGGACGACACCAAGCGCUUCCACAUCCUCAACACGCUCUUCAACCUCACGGAGACCUAUCUCUACGCCUGCCUCGUGGACUUCUUCUCCAACUGCUCCAGAUACGUCAACUGCGACACCGGCUACAAGCACGGGAACCUCUUCAUGUCCUUCCGCAGCAUGUUCCAGGACGUGCGCGAGGCCAUGGACCACGUCCAUCUCUCAGGUUGCCUGAAGGAGAAGACGCUGGAGAACCUGGAGAAAUACGUGGUGAAGGACCCCCGCGUCCCGCUGCUGCUGAGCCGCAUGAAGGAGGUGGGCAAGGUCUUCCUGGCCACCAACAGCGACUACGGCUACACCGACGCCAUCAUGUCCUACCUGUUUGACUUCGGCGGCGAGGAUGAGGCGGGGAGCCCGCGGCAGCCCUGGCGCUCCUAUUUCGACCUCAUCGUGGUGGACACCCGCAAGCCGCUCUUCUUCGCCGAGGGCACCGUGCUGCGCCAGGUCAACACGGACACGGGGAAGCUGCGCAUGGGGACGUACACCGGCCCCCUCCAGCACUGCGCCGUCUACUCCGGAGGCUCCUCGGACCUGGUGUGCGACCUGCUGGGCGUCAAGGGCAAGGACAUCCUCUACGUGGGCGACCACAUCUUCGGCGACAUCCUCAAGUCCAAGAAGCGGCAGGGCUGGCGCACCUUCCUGGUGGUGCCCGAGCUGGCCCGCGAGCUGCAGGUGUGGACGGAGAAGAGCGAGCUGUUCGAGGAGCUGCGGCGGUUGGAUCUCUUGCUGGCGGAGCUGUACCAGGACCUGGACAGCAGCAGCAGCGAGCGCCCGGACAUCAGCUCCAUCAAGCAUCAGAUCCAGAAAGUCACCCGCGAGAUGGACCUGUGCUACGGGAAGAUGGGCAGCCUCUUCCGCUGCGGCUCGCGCCAGACGCUCUUCGCCAGCCAGCUGAUGCGCUACGCCGACCUCUACGCCGCCUCCUUCAUCAACUUCCUCUACUACCCCUUCAGCUACCUCUUCCGGGCGGCCCCCGCCUUGAUGCCGCACGAGUCGACGGUGGAGCACGGCCGCCUGGACGCGGCGGAGGCGGGCAUGGCCCCCGGGCUCGGCCGCCCCGGCCGGCAGGCCUCCAACGGGAAGGAGGAUGAGGAUGGUGAAGCCUGAGCCUGACGGGUGCCGGCCCCUGGGAGGGCGCACGGGCGAGGAAGCCCACGCAGCUUGGGGGCUGCCCGACCCUCCAUCCCUGCUGCAGAGACGGCGCCGGAAACCCAAAGCGCUUCGCGCCCGGCAUCUCCCGUCUCGACAGCUUCGGCGCCGGGCCCCGGGGUCAGUCGCGGCCCCGGGUAGAUGUGGACGGCCAUUGCUCAAAGGCAAGAGGGCUCUGGGGGUGCCUGCUGCUCCCCC